Molecule: messenger RNA, 1638 nt
Organism: Staurois parvus
Lineage: Eukaryota; Metazoa; Chordata; Amphibia; Anura; Ranidae
Source: the annotation of a GenBank genome assembly
AUGGCGGAGCUGGUGCCGGGACAGAGCGCGGCUCCCGUGGGGAUCAAGUCCGAGGGAUUCGCGGACGCGCUGCACCACCGGGUCCGGCAGAUAGCUGCUAAAAUUGAUGGAAUCCCGCACUUGAAUAAUGCAGGAUCUCUUGUGGACCCAACAGUGUACGGUUAUGGCAUCCCAAAAAGACCGCUUGAUGAUGGAGUUGGCAACCAGCUAGGGGCUCUAGUACAUCAAAGGACUGUGAUGACAGAAGAAUUUAAAGUGCCUGAUAAAAUGGUGGGAUUCAUAAUUGGACGGGGUGGGGAACAAAUUUCACGAAUCCAAACGGAGUCCGGCUGUAAAAUUCAGAUCGCACCAGAUAGCGGUGGAAUGCCAGAACGGCCCUGUGUGCUCACGGGAACGCCGGAAAGCAUAGAGCAAGCAAAGCGUCUCUUAGGUCAAAUCGUGGACCGCUGUCGAAAUGGGCCUGGUUUUCACAAUGAAAUGGAUGGCAACAGCACUGUCCAAGAGAUCCUCAUCCCUGCAUCCAAAGUUGGCUUAGUUAUUGGCAAGGGGGGAGAGACCAUCAAACAGCUGCAGGAGAGGACUGGUGUUAAAAUGAUCAUGAUCCAAGAUGGCCCAUUACCAACAGGUGCAGACAAACCCCUUCGGAUCACAGGAGACCCUUUCAAAGUGCAGCAAGCAAGAGAGUUGGUACUAGAGAUCAUCAGAGAAAAGGACCAGGCUGAUUUCAGAGGGUUACGCAAUGACUUCAGUAGCAGGAUGGGAGGUGGCAGCAUAGAGGUGUCUGUACCUAGGUUUGCCGUGGGAAUCGUAAUAGGAAGAAAUGGGGAAAUGAUCAAAAAAAUUCAGAAUGAUGCCGGCGUAAGAAUUCAGUUCAAACCAGACGAUGGAAUCAGCCCUGAAAGAGUGGCGCAAGUAAUGGGCCUCCCUGACCGGUGUCAGCACGCUGCGCAUAUCAUCAAUGAGCUCAUUGUGACUGCACAGGAAAGGGAUGGUUUUGGUGGUCUGGCGAUGGCUAGAGGUCGGGGGCGCAGUCGUGAGUGGAAUAUUGGUACGUCAGGAGGAAUGCAAGAGAUCACCUACACUGUGCCUGCAGACAAAUGUGGACUUGUCAUCGGUAAAGGAGGAGAAAAUAUCAAAAGCAUAAACCAGCAAUCAGGGGCCCAUGUGGAGCUUCAGAGGAAUCCUCCACCCAACACAGACCCAAGCAUCCGGAUAUUCACCAUCCGGGGCAUCCCACAGCAGAUUGAGAUGGCUAGGCAUCUCAUUGAUGAGAAAGUAGGGGGCACAGCAAUCAGCGGUCCAAGCAGCUACGGGCAGAGUCCAUUCAGCCAACCGCACGCGACACCUCAUCAAAACGGUCCUCAGGCGUUUUUAACGCAGGGUUGGGGUAGCACUUACCAAGCAUGGCAGCAGCCUGCGCAGCAACUUCCAGGUCAACAGAGCCAGCAGCAGAACGCGCAGCCAGACUACAGCAAGGCAUGGGAGGAGUAUUACAAGAAGCAGACCCAGGCUGCCAGCGCCACCUCACAGCCAAGCUCCCAACCAGAUUACACAUUGGCAUGGGCAGAGUAUUACAGACAACAGGCUGCAUAUUACGGACAGUCACUGGGCCAGGGGCAAGCCCACAGCCAGGUGAGU